Molecule: messenger RNA, 836 nt
Organism: Budorcas taxicolor (takin)
Lineage: Eukaryota; Metazoa; Chordata; Mammalia; Artiodactyla; Bovidae
Gene: JCHAIN
Product: joining chain of multimeric IgA and IgM
Exons: 4
Coding region: 1-477 (158 amino acids)
Biological process (GO): humoral immune response
Cellular component (GO): pentameric IgM immunoglobulin complex
Molecular function (GO): immunoglobulin receptor binding
Source: RefSeq, a predicted model, not a curated record
AUGAAGAAUUGUUUGCUUUUUGGGGGAGUCCUGGCCAUUUUUGUUAAGGCUGUUCUUGUGACAGCCCAAGAUGAAAAUGAAAGGAUUGUUCUUGUUGACAACAAAUGUAAGUGUGCCCGGAUUACUUCCAGGAUCAUCCCUUCUGCUGAAGAUCCUAGUCAAGACAUUGUGGAGAGAAACAUCAGAAUUAUUGUGCCUCUGAACAGCAGGGAGAAUAUCUCUGAUCCUACCUCACCAAUGAGAACCAAAUUUGUGUACCAUUUGUCUGACCUGUGCAAAAAAUGUGACACUAGAGAAGUGGAGCUGGAAGAUCAAGUAGUUACUGCCAGCCAGAGCAAUAUCUGUGAUAGAGACACUGAGACCUGUUACACCUAUGAUAGAAACAAGUGCUACACAAACAGGGUCAAACUCAACUAUCAUGGUCAGACCAAAAUGGUGGAAACAGCUCUGACCCCGGAUUCCUGCUAUCCUGACUAAUUCAGGUCAUGCUCACUGCACAGCUGCUUAUCUUGAAGGGCUCUCCAUUUUGAUCCCAGGUAGUUAGUAUAUUUACUCCUGAUGAAUUUGAAACCAUGAUUUUUUGGGGGUGGGGAUAAUAUAAAAUUAACUACCGCACCCCUAUCACUGGCAAAUAAUUGAAAUAGUAACACUGUUAAUGUUUUGAAGGUAAAUUUCUAGCAUUUAAAAAAAUAGACAAGGGGAGAAAAUAAAAUUCAAAAAGUAAAAAAAUCAGGAGGCAUAAUUAAAUUUUGCUCUUUUUUUUUUGGCUUUGCCCUGGAGAGCCUGAGCUUUUGCACUUUCCUUACUAUUCUCUUUAAAAAAAUAUCACUGUGCAG